Messenger RNA from Guillardia theta CCMP2712, 1614 nucleotides. RefSeq lists its product as hypothetical. The transcript has 10 exons. NCBI's taxonomy places the organism in Eukaryota, Cryptophyceae, Pyrenomonadales, Geminigeraceae. The record is from RefSeq and is a predicted model, not a curated record. The coding region runs from base 1 to 1563 and encodes 520 amino acids.
AUGUGCUCUAGGCUACCUGUAGUUGGCUUCAUUGCCAGAGAGAUCGGUCUUGUUCUCGUCGCUGAUGACCUUCCCAGGCCUCGACUGGAGGAAGAGAUGGCGCUCAACGCGACAUACCCAGAGAUCCUCACAGAGGGGGGAGACGACCGUCUCAUCCUCAACAAGAAGGGAACAAACAAGUACCACUGCACCCCUCAGCCCAUCGUAGGAUCGCUCUUCCGAGGCAGCUGCACCUGCAACAUCCCCACGGAGGGCGCGUACCAGGCGGCUGAAGCGGCGUUCUACUCGCUGCGAUCUGGAGAGAUCAGUGUUGGCGACAUCAUGGAGGGGGUGCGAUCGAGGAUCAAGUCCUUGUACGACCUUCCCGCAGGAACUGAAGUGUUCCUCUGCCCAUCUGGUAGUGAUGCAGAGUACAUGCCGCUGCUCAUUGCCAAGACCCUCAACAAGGGACGGAAGAUUGUGAACAUCGUGACUUGCGACUCGGAGGUUGGUUCGGGCACCAUCGAUGCUGCUGGCGGGCGAUACUUCUCCAACGUCGUUCCGCUCCCUGACUGGAAGGAGGAGGACAAAGACAACGUGAAGUUGAUGGGUUCGCCGUUGGAGGGGCUUGCGAAUGGUGUAGAGUGCAUCUCGAUUCCUGCCCGUUGCAGAGACAACGGAGAUGUCGUUGAUUCGUCGGAUCCCAUCCAGGAAAUCGUCGAUAGAUGUUCAGCGGAGGACGCGGUUCCUAUCGUUCACUGCGUGUUGGGCUCCAAGACUGGAAUCUACGAGCCGUUUCCCUCGACCAACUUUGGCAAGAUGGUUGCAACAAGAGAUGCCUUCGUGGUCGUGGACGCGUGCCAGGGGAGGUUCUGCGAAGAGUGGCUCCACGAGUAUCUGCACAAGGGAGCGAUCGUCCUUAUCACGGGCUCCAAGUUCUACCGCGGCCCUCCAUUCAGCGGCGCCGUCCUCGUGCCAGGAAGCAUUAUGGAGCGACUUAUUCACACAGACGUGGACAUGCCGGCAGGACUGAAGCGCUUCAUCACCUCCCACGAGAUCCCCACGGCACUCUCGGACUGGAAGGCAGCGCUGUCGGCAGACGAGAACGUCGGGCUCGCGCUCCGAUGGGUGGCAGCGCUGGAGGAGAUGGAGCCAACAUUGGAGAUCCCGGCGGCGGUGAGGGACGAGUCCAUGGACAUGUGGAGAAAGUUCAUCGUGAGCGAGCUUGGGAAGCACCAUGGCGUCCUGGAGGCGUUCGAGGUCGAGUCGUGUCUGAGCAUCGUCUCCAUCAGACUCUGCAAGGGCUCCAACUACCUGAACACGGCUGAAUGCAAGAAAGUGUUCGAAUGGAUGACUCAGGAUCUCUCCGACAAGUUGUCGGACCCCUGCGCUGCCGUCAAGUGCUACAUCGGCCAGCCGGUCUCGAUCACCAAGGAUGAGACUGUCGUGCGAGUUGCUCUCGGCUCAGACUCACUGAGGUCGCUGAUCAAGGACCGAGAAAAGACCCUCCAAGAGGACAAGAUCAUCAUCGCUAAGCUAGCGCUUGUGACGGAAAAUUAUAACAAUCUUAGCGUCUCCAUGUAAUGUAGAGUGAAGUAACUGACAAACCAACGAAACGAAAUCCUCACCUUGUUU